Tachysurus vachellii is the source of this 3059-nucleotide messenger RNA. RefSeq names its product hepatocyte nuclear factor 4, gamma (gene hnf4g). Gene Ontology annotation, molecular function: nuclear receptor activity; RNA polymerase II cis-regulatory region sequence-specific DNA binding; nuclear steroid receptor activity. The coding region runs from base 1201 to 2589 and encodes 462 amino acids. Gene Ontology annotation, cellular component: nucleus. The transcript is spliced from 10 exons. NCBI's taxonomy places the organism in Eukaryota, Metazoa, Chordata, Actinopteri, Siluriformes, Bagridae. The record is from RefSeq and is a predicted model, not a curated record. Gene Ontology annotation, biological process: anatomical structure development; regulation of transcription by RNA polymerase II; cell differentiation.
AAACGAUAAAAAUGAUUAUUUGUCCGUUUUGGCAUGUAACAACAGGCUUAGCUUGCACUUAGCUUCUAUACAACAGAGUCGUCUUUUCAGCAUCCAGAUGUUUCAGAAGUGUUAAAAGUUUUCAAUCGGGAUGAAUGUUAAACUUAACUAGAUCUAAAGGAACAAAUACUUAAGCUCCGAAUUUUUUUUUACAUGUGUAGCUAUGAAGAAAAAAUAAAUCCACUAUUGGUGUCAGAAAUAUAAAAAAAUUCUAAUAUCUGAUAAAUUCAUGGAAUGAUAUGACAAUAGAUUAGACAAAUUAGCAGUUGUUGAACCUCUGCAAAAAUACACCAAACAUUAAUCAGAAGAUUUUUUUCUGUUUUAUGGAAGAGAGCUGUUCUCUGAUUUGACUGACGGGGCUCAGAAUCUGCUCUCCAUGAACGAUCGCAUGCAGCUGUUCGGAAGAUCUUCGCAACCAAGAUUAAACUUGUUAAACAAUUCUAUUAACCCAUCAGUCCUGUUUAUGAUAUAGUCCUGGGCAUCUGUUGAUAGCUGACACUGAUCUGUAUCAAUCCAAAAUGUAGAUAUGUGCUUUAGGUCCACAUUUCAUGCACUCAUUCCAAAUGAUUUAAUGAAUCAGUUCAUCUGGUCUUGGUGAUCUCAGUGAUAAUCAUUUGGACUGAUAUGUUAUGAUCUGUUAUAUCAGAUGCUUAGUUUUGAUCUUCGCAACCAAGAUUAAACUUGUUAAACAAUUCUAUUAACUCUAAAUGAAUCCCAGAAUUUUUUUCACCUGUGUUCAUUUCACAGGUCCGCAGGACGGCGUGAAGACUCAUUCUGCUUUGUGGAAACUACAGAAUUUUGUAGAAGACGUUGUCAGAUAAAAGCUGUGAUUUGACAAGAUUAAACGGGUCAAAUACAAUCCCUCGAUCUUUAUGUUCCGUUCUUGCAGUCUGUUUAAUCCCUCACACGGUUAAUGGUCAUCUCCUGUAGAUUAAGAGCUCUCGAUAGGCCCAAUACAACUAGAUUUAUCACCUCACCCUUCCGAUAAGUUUCGGAUAAGGAUGGAAGAUAAGUUUAGUGAAUAAGUUCUGAGCAAGGAGUUUCACACGAGGCUCCUCCCUUGUUUUACCAGAGGACCAAUCAGAAUUGUGGAGAGAUGGACACUUAUGGAAUCAGUGAAAUCAUAGACAUUUGAGUUUUAACAGAAAUAGUUUGGCAGGGAUGAAGUUUUCUCUGACACCGGUAUCUAAAUCCCUCCUGGACAUGGAUGUAGUGAAUUACUGUGAAGAGCUGGACCCUAUCUACAGCACGCUGGGCUUUGAGAACACUGACAUGCUGUACAGCGGGAACAGCAUGCCAACAGAGCCCAGCAUCAGCCCUGAGGAUAAUGGCGUGAUUUCUAACUGUGCCAUCUGCGGGGACAAGGCCACGGGCAAGCACUACGGCGCCUCCAGCUGUGACGGCUGCAAGGGCUUUUUCCGUAGAAGCAUCAGGAAGAGUCACGUCUACUCCUGCAGGUUCAGUCGUCAGUGUGUCAUCGACAAAGACAAGAGGAAUCAGUGCCGCUUCUGCAGGCUUCACAAGUGCUUCCGAGCUGGAAUGAAAAAAGAAGCUGUGCAGAAUGAACGGGAUCGUAUCAGCUCCAGAAGAAGCACACCAGACUCGCAUGACCUUCCGCCUAUCACUGUUCUGGCACAGGCAGAGUCCCUUUCACAACAGAUCAGCGUCGCCAGUCCGACGGGCUCCGCUGAUAUCUCCGAGAAGAAAUCAGCCACCGUCGGGGACGUGUGCGAGUCUAUGAAGCAACAGCUGCUUGUUCUGGUAGAGUGGGCUAAAUACAUCCCGGCCUUCGGCGAAUUACCUCUUGACGACCAGGUCAGUUUAUUGCGAGCGCACGCAGGAGAACAUCUUCUGCUCGGAGUGGCCAAGCGGUCAAUGGCGUACAAAGACGUCCUGCUGCUCGGUAAUGGCUGCGUUAUUCACAGAAAUUGCCCCGAGGCCGAGAUCGGCCGGGUGGCUAACCGCAUCCUGGAUGAAUUGGUCGCACCUUUCCAAGACAUACAGAUUGAUGUCAACGAAUACGCAGCUCUGAAAGCCAUUGUUUUCUUUGACCCUGAUGCCAAAAGCCUCAGAGAUCCCUCGAAGAUAAAAAGCAUGAGGUACCAGGUUCAGAUGAGUCUUGAAGACUACAUUAAUGACCGUCAGUACGACUCUCGUGGGCGCUUUGGCGAGCUGCUGCUGCUUCUUCCGACCCUGCAAAGCAUCACCUGGCAGAUGAUCGAGCAGCUCCAGUUCAUCAAACUCUUUGGACUGGCCAAGAUCGACAACCUGCUGCAAGAGAUGCUGCUAGGAGGUCUAACCACAGAGCAGCCGUACUUGCACCACCAUGGUCACCCCCAACUCGCCCAGGAUCCGGUCACGGGCCAGACGUUAGUCAUCAGCUCCAUUUCAGGCCCUCUGCAUGCACAGCAGUUAGCUUCUCCAGACACCCCAAUCCCAUCUCCUCCUCAGGCUCAGAGCCAGGAGAUCUAUAAGACCUCCUCUAGUCCAACACACUUAAUGCCAUCACACCCCGUCUCCAACGGACCGUCUCCUGAGCCGCCGCUCUGAGGCGUCAAAUGGUGUCCUUGCAUCAUUAUAAUCUGUACAGUAUAUGACUGAAGCAGUAUCUGUGUGUGUUUGUAAAUGUGUAAAUAGUAUGACAUGAUUAAAAAAAAGAUCUGUGUAUUAUUAAAAAUCUCUUUUAGCAUUUACAGUCCGGUAUGAAGCGAAUCUUGGCGGAAAAAAAAUUACUAUUUUUUGUGGACUCAUGAAAACGUCCUAUUUCCUAUUACACAUUUUAUAUGCAAAUAUAAUUAUAAAUAAUUAUAACCUGUAUUUGACACAAGUCUAAUAAUCUCAGAAACAGAUUUGUGUCUGAAAUGUAAUUCUGGUUACUUAAAAAUGAAUUAAAGUAGAACUAAAGAAAGACAUAUGUGCAAGUUAAUUAACAUCAAUUAUGUAACCUGUAGAAUUUCAAGAAAUGGUGUGUAUUUAUGAUUAACGUUUAAUAAACCGAAUAUUUUAUGGCUGCCUAAUAA